AUGGCGGAGAAAAAGAACCCGCAGAUCAGCAUCGCUGCGAGCGCCAUCGCUAUGCGUGGCGUACGCAUGUUCCUCAGCGCGGGGAAGGCAGCGGCUGAGCGUCGUGCGUCUCCGAAGAAAACGCGUCCAACGAAGCCUGUUGUAUCAGGAAACAAGCUACACAGUAGUGUGACUGAAAUACUGCUUAGAAAAACCAAAUUCGAUAAAAAUGAACUCGAGGCUCUCUUCACGAUGUACAAGCGAUUAGUAACAUCUGCACAAAACACCGCUCCUACCUCUGUUAUUGGUCAGCCGGCCGCUAAAAUUGACGGAAUCGACCAGAACACCUUCCGUGACGUGAUGCACAAUACCUUCGACCUGGUCACAGAAGACGUAGUACUGGAUCGUGUGUGGCUCACCUGGGAGAGAGGGGCCAAUGGGGGAGAGGGGGCGUUGAAGUUCGAAGCCUGGGCGCGAGGUCUCAGCGUACUGUUGCGAGGCUCUGAUGAUGAAAAGAUGUUGCAUUGCUUCGCUGUUUACGAUUUAAAUGGUGAUGGGUUCAUCACCAGAGAUGAAAUGUUUACGUUGCUCAAGAAUUCGCUUUUGAAACAACCAGGAGACGAAGACCCGGACGAGGGAGUCAGAGACUUAGUGGAGCUGGUCCUCAGGAAAAUGGAUAUUGAUAAAGACGGGAAACUGUCAUAUGAAGAUUAUAAGCAAGCAGUGGAACAAGAGCCUUUACUUCUGGAAGCGUUCGGGCAGUGUCUACCUUCGCGACGUCAUGCGGUUGCCUUUCUUAAAACUUUGACAAAUAAAUAAACUAAUAGUUUAAAAAAUUUAAUAAAAAAUA
Melitaea cinxia (Glanville fritillary) is the source of this 829-nucleotide messenger RNA. RefSeq names its product EF-hand calcium-binding domain-containing protein 1. The coding region runs from base 1 to 798 and encodes 265 amino acids. Gene Ontology annotation, molecular function: calcium ion binding. The transcript has 5 exons. Lineage: Eukaryota; Metazoa; Arthropoda; Insecta; Lepidoptera; Nymphalidae. The record is from RefSeq and is a predicted model, not a curated record.